Molecule: messenger RNA, 1663 nt
Organism: Carcharodon carcharias (great white shark)
Lineage: Eukaryota; Metazoa; Chordata; Chondrichthyes; Lamniformes; Lamnidae
Gene: ube2v2
Product: ubiquitin-conjugating enzyme E2 variant 2
Exons: 4
Coding region: 68-496 (142 amino acids)
Biological process (GO): DNA damage tolerance; protein K63-linked ubiquitination
Cellular component (GO): nucleus
Source: RefSeq, a predicted model, not a curated record
GGGAGAGCCGAGCCGGAAGUGACGCGCGGGCGCUGGUGUCGGCGCCGGUUCCUUGGGUCGGAGCAAGAUGACAGGCUGCCGAGUUCCUCGCAAUUUUUGUUUGUUGGAAGAACUUGAAGAAGGCCAGAAAGGUGUAGGUGAUGGAACUGUGAGCUGGGGCCUCGAGGAUGAUGAAGAUAUGACACUCACACGAUGGACAGGAAUGAUUAUUGGGCCACCCAGGACUUGCUUUGAAAACAGAAUAUAUAGCCUGAAAAUAGAGUGUGGAACUAGAUAUCCAGAUGUAGCUCCAACUGUUAGAUUUGUAACAAAAAUAAAUAUGAAUGGAAUAAAUAAUUCCAAUGGACUGGUGGAUUCACGUAGCAUACCAGUUCUAUCUAAGUGGCAAAAUUCCUAUAGUAUUAAGGCUAUACUUCAAGACCUACGACGUAUGAUGACAUGCAAAGAGAAUGUGAAGAUCUCACAGCCCCCUGAAGGACAAACUUACAGCAAUUAAUUUUAAUGGAUCCAAAACCUCCUCUCUCUCAAAAACCUCACUUCCUAUUCAUGUCUUGUCAAUUUUCCUCAAUACUAAAUGCCCACAAAACAUGACCAGGAUAUCUGUAAAUCUUGAAAUGUACGCCCACAAUAAUGUUCCGAGCCACAAAUAAAUCCAAUAGUGGUGUAGAGUAACUUAUUUUCUCUUAUCAAGGCAAUGGUGACAUCGGUGAUCUAAAAGCCAUUUGGAAUCUUGGCUUCCACUUGGAUGGGGGGAGGGGUAAAGAUGAGGGAGUGAAACCAAGACAUUUAUUGCCUGAUCAUAGCAGAUAUAUAUGUUACACAAGAUUAUUGGUUAAUAAAGACAGUAGUUGGUGUAUAUAAUGGCAUGCUCUGGAACUCAUCGAUGAAAAAGAGCUGUAUUAAAAGAAAACUUUAGGUUGUUGUGUAUGUUAUGCAAACUAAACUCAUUCAAUAAGAAUUGUUGGAAGUUUUUGCUCAUUAUUUUGCUGCAUUGUGGUGCAGAUUAAUUGUAAUGUCAGUGUGUUGAGGAUUGUUUUAAUAUUUGUAUUUAUGAAAAUGACUUUCUGUUAAGCAGCUCUUGUGUAUCAAGUAAUAUUGCAUUUGUUUACAGUCUGGUUCUACCAAAACAUGCAUUUAGAAUUUGCAAGAAAAGAAUAUUGGUGUAUAGUUAGGACUUUCUAAAAUUUAAAGCUAGUCUUGAAGAUGUGAAUAAGAAGCAGCGAAAUGCUCCUCGUUUCAGUCUCUGAAUUGGGUAAUUAAUUAUUGUUUGACCAAAUACUUUUUUUUUUAAAGUUUAGUGGUAAAAUCAUUCAGGUGGUCACAGUUUGAGAACUUUUUUAUUCAUUUCAAAUUUGUGAAAUAAGGACUUACUCUUCACCUUUCAAAAGCAUUUUGUUUCUGGAGGGCAAAAUUACCUGGCUAGUUAAUUUACUAGGCUGUCAUACUUUCCCUUUAGAAUACACAGAAAAAUGAUAAAUCUCUGACUCAAAGCUGCUACUGAUCCUGUCAAAAGAAAAUCGGGUAGAGUACAACUAUCUGAAGUUUACUUUCUCUCGUGAGAGUAUCUCACAAAUUUGCUGUAAUUGAUAAAGACUGUUUCCCAUUCAAGUUUGUGAAAAACUUAAGGUGGGUGUAUUCAUUUAAUAAACAAUAAUGUUUAAAA